AGUUUACAGUGUGCAAUACGAAUUGGCACACGAACGAUAUCUAUAGUUUACAAACAUAAAUAGUAUCCACUUAUGAAUAGAAUUAACUAGUAAAGGUUGUGUGGAACAAAGCUCAUUCAGGUGGAGAUAUUUUUUCAACAGUGUAUGUAUUCGUAUUAGGUCAAUUGUGAAAAAUCAUUAUUUAAAUCGAUUGCACUGAAAUUUGACAUAAAAUAUCUUAGCUCUCCAGCUGUGAUUAUCACACACAGGGUGAACAACAGACGUACAACAAUUCCAAAUCCCACCUUUACUGUCAAUACAGUCAUUCAACUAAAAGUUAUAGUGACGUCUGUAAAAAAAAACAAUAGAAGGUAUCGAAGCGAGGACGGGUGUGAGUAGAACAAUGAGGGAAAAAUCGAUGAACGCGGCGAUUCAAGACGCCGAAUUAUGACUCGUAAGAAAUAGAACAAACAAUGGCGGCGGUUUAAAUGUAACAACUCGCUGUAUUUCUCACACCGAAAGUAUUCUGAAUGUGGACCCGCGGAAAACAACUCAUAGUUGGCCGGUUAUUUGUAAAAAAUCCAAUUCUUAUAAAUCUAAUGAAGAUGACGACGAUGAUGACGAUGAGGAAAUAGAUUACGAAGUACUAUUUGCUAUUAAUAAAAGUCACCAGAACAAAACAACAACAUCAACGAAUACAGAAAAUUUAAAUUUCCGAAAAUACUUAGUGACGGGUUAUAGUUCAAAGCAACAGUCCACAUCUACAGCUAUUGCAAAAAGUGACUACCCUUUAUCGCCAACAGUUGACCCUAAUACGCAUUGCAAAAUGUCUCGGAAUAAUAUUUUAACACUGAUGGCCACAUCUCAGACUCAACGUAGAAAAAUAAAUAAUAAUCAAACAAAUGUUCCUUCGAUUAACACGGCUUCAGCUGAUCAAAUUUCCUGUAUUACACCGCUACCCAUAUUUUUUCUAUUUGUAACAUUGCUUCUGACAUUAUCAGCAACGGCAUUACUAUGCUUAGCAGUAAUGACUGACCAUUGGGAGAAUAUAAAAUGGGAUCGAAGUGUGUUGGAACGGCUAACCAACAAUACACCACGAGCACUAUUCUGGCAUUUAGAUGGCAAAGUUGCCCAGCUGCCUACUCGUCACGGUAGAUCCGUUUUUUUAGUUCCGAUGCAUAGUGGAAUUUGGACGUUAUGUAUUGAUUUGAGUGAAAAUGAAAUGCGCCAAUUAGGUCAAUAUGGAUUUCCGCACACAAACAAAUGUGUUAGCUAUUUACUAGAUAACUCUAUGAAUGUACAGGAUGAAUAUUUUGAAAAUAAGGACUACCAGAUGAUACGACAUCCAACAAUGAGAAUGCAGAAUUUGUCAAUAUCGUGUUCGUUAGUAUGUUUGAUCGUCCUUGCAUCAGCAGCACUAUUAGGAGCCUUUGGUAUAUUCCAACGACAAAUUAGUGCGAUUUUAGUAACUGGAGUGAUGUAUUUGUUGGCAGCCUUGUUUGCGUUGUUUACAUUGAUGAUAGUCCAUUUCAAACGAAGCCAAAACUUACCGCUAACAGAAUCGGAUGGAGUCAUAGAAGGAUUCGUUGCCAAAAGAUCGGACGCACGCAUGGCCAUGGCGUUUAACUUGUUGGAGGCUCGAUUUUUCAUGACUUCUUGGAGCUUUGAUUUAGCUUUGGGUGGUGUUGUUUUAUGCGGUGCGACAUACGUUUUAUGGACUAUGCUGUCGAAAAUAAUGCGCUACAAUCCCAUAUCGGCCUUAUUGAUCUAAAUUUAGAGUGGCAAUUUAUUAGGAUUUACAACCAGUGUAAAUCCUUUAAUUUGAUGAGAAACGCUUCAAAUUUCUCUUCAAAAUAAUUGAGGCCAUGCCUAUGAAUUUUAAAGAGGAUUUUUUCAAAAGUACACCACUGAUAUGGCUUGUAGUAUACAUAUAUGAAUUUCCAUACACAUUUCGUUUUUUAUAUGGUGACUUGCUCGUAUACAAGUAUAGUUGCAAUGGUUUAAAUUAUACGUAAAUCACACAAGAUGUACAUGCUAUGCUGUUUAUUUUUGUGAGUUUGAUAUUUCAACUCGGAAAAUGUAUGCAUAAACGAGGUGGCCACGAAUGAAUAAUCCUCUUUAUUUGUGGUUUCGCUGGGAAGCUUUGUUUUUUUUUUGUGGCAAGGUUUCCAGCUAUAGCUAUAUAGGAAUUGUGCUUUUUACGCCAGAAACUUUUUCCAAUUUAAUUGUUAUAUUUCGUGUUUUUUAGGCUCACUUUUAGCGUCUACAAUGCAAGCAUAUAUAAAGUAUGGUUAUGGACUCACGCAAACGCACAAUAUUCAAUUUAUGCCUUGCUUGUAUAAUAGAAUCAGAACGAAAAACAGAAAUACCAACUAUGACAAGCAUAACAGUACAAAAGCGUUGAAAAAAUCAUAUAUUUUGGGUUUUUGGGUUUUAUUUUUUUCAGAAGUUAAAAAGGGUUUUUUGGGUUUUUGGGUUUUGUUUUUUUUAGAAGGCUUAGCGAAUUUUGAAAAUUGGCUAAGUCCUCGGUCUUAGGAUUGGCUAUAGUCUUAUUUCUCUGAUCUACCAAAUUUUUAGAUGCUAUGGGAGUGACAUUGCGCGCACAUUUGCUCGUGUUCUGGGUUUUUAUGGGUUUUUGAAAAUCCAAAAACCAAAAACCCAAAGAAAAACCCAAAGAGAAACCCAAAAACCCAAAGAAAAACCCAAAGAAAAACCCAAAGAAAAACCCCAAAAACCCAAAAACCCAAAUUGAAAGCCCGAAAACCCAAAGGAAAUCCUAGCAUAUUUUUAGGGAAAGCCACUCCCAUAUUGGAAAACGAUUUGCACGUCUUCACAAAGUUUUGCCAGUCGGAUGAACAAUUAACUAAUAUUUUCAACAUUAUGUUUGUUUUACAUAGUGGUAUAAUUGGGAGAAUUUUAUAAUGCAUAUUAUUUAUCCUUGUUCUAACAAUUUUUUGUAGAUCUAAAAAGUCCUAAUCGAGUGAUACUUAUCAUAUGUGCUUUACAAGACGUUUACAUUUUUUUUAUGCAGAAAUAGGAUUAUUCCCAGACUAAAUAUGUUCAAUUUGUGAUAUUUUAGAAAUUUUCAACAAUUUAUAUUGCACUUUUAUAUUCCACCUGUUUUGGAAAUUCGAUAUAAUUUCAGAAAUUUUCUCUUUUAGUUUUUCAAAUAUAAUAAAACUGAGUUGGAUGAUGUCAAAUACCGAUUGACUACACUAUGCUUGUUAACUAAAUGGUUUUUAGGGAAUUCUAUGCACAUUAUAUCUGUUUCAACACCCAUUGAACACAGAUAAUUUCCGUUUUUUUGUUGUUGAUGUUAUUAUAGCUUCGCGAGGUAAUAAAUGUAACGAAAACUGGAUGA
This is a messenger RNA of Sitodiplosis mosellana (orange wheat blossom midge), 3340 nucleotides long. RefSeq lists its product as uncharacterized. The transcript has 7 exons. The coding region runs from base 806 to 1750 and encodes 314 amino acids. Lineage: Eukaryota; Metazoa; Arthropoda; Insecta; Diptera; Cecidomyiidae. Gene Ontology annotation, cellular component: membrane. The record is from RefSeq and is a predicted model, not a curated record.